Messenger RNA from Lingula anatina, 3054 nucleotides. RefSeq lists its product as uncharacterized. The record is from RefSeq and is a predicted model, not a curated record. NCBI's taxonomy places the organism in Eukaryota, Metazoa, Brachiopoda, Lingulata, Lingulida, Lingulidae.
AAUCUACCAUAUUUUUUUUUAUUAUUUAAAAAAUGUAGAAUAUUAACAGCAAAGGACAGCAAAAAUAACGUUACAUUUAAAACGGUUGUUUAGGAAUACUUGCUACAGAACAAAGACACACUUGCACCUUACUUAAAACAAUUUAAAUGGAUAAGUUGCAAUAAAAAUAUCAAAAGAGUAAAUGUUAGUAGGUUUUAAGCAUAAGAAAUAACGGUUAAUAUCGAUAGGACUAAUUGAGAUCGUCUAAUUAAUUAUGAGAAUACGUUGUCAGGUUAAAAAUGGCCAAGAAAAGAUUUUAUUGAAAAAAAAUUAACCUGUAUUUCUUGCCAACAAUUAAAUGCAAUUACUAUAUAACGAUAAUAUCAUUUCAAUUUCAGCAAUGACAUACUUGUAUUUUACGACGCAUCAUAUUAAGGAUGGCAAAUUUAGUUUGUUAAGAAUCCACAGAGGCCACGGGAAAGAGAUCCGUCCCGAGGACAUAGAUGAAGUAGAAUUUCUAAGCCCAUUUGACAAAGAAAUUAAAAGAGCAAUGAUGCAUUCUAUCAACAGCCCAACUGGACUUCUUAAAGUUGCUUUGCCAUGCGCGAUAACAAUGGCUUGCUGUCCCCUAUUUCUUUCCCUUCAACCAUGGCUGAUUUAUGUCCUGUGGACAGAUCUUGGCGUGGAUGUGAAAUCGCUGAAUGUCAAUGAUGCUAUCCGAAGUUUCCUCACUCCGUCCGGACUGGUAUAUGCCAUCAUGUUUGGAUUUGUAUUCCAAAGUGUUGCCUUGAAGCAGGGAGAGGUCAGAAAACGCUUCUUGUAUCAAAUCGGCUUACUUGGAGAGCUUACUGCUAUGACGUCCAAGGUGCACAUGUCUCCUGACGACAAGAUGGAAGUGUACCGUUCUGUCAAAGAUGAAUGUAUCCAGAUGACCUUUCAGAUUCUCAAUAGGCCAUUGAGUCAGUUUCAUCACGAGCCCACAAUACACACAAAAGAAAGUCUCUACGGCAUUCUGGAUCGGCUGCGAAAGGUGGACGUAAAUGACAUAUCAGCCAAAGUGGAUGUCGUAUUGAUGAACAAAGCCAUCACCAUAGUAGUUGACUUGAUCGGGGUAGAUUAUGAUAAACUUGCUGGAUUUCGAACCAGGCUGCAUCCUUUACAGUGGAUCAUCUUAGAGAGUCUUGGACUCUGCGCCUAUCUGGGGAUUUUAAUGGUGGACGGCAAAUCCUACCGCUUUGAGCUAGUCAUCGCCAUGAUCACAGUGUUCUCCAUCGCUAUGUUGUGUUAUAUUGUGUCGGACCUUGAUCAACCAUUUGCCGGGUUUUUCAAAAUCGACAUGCUUCCUCUGUUCAACGUAAUUAACCGCUCCGAGACAGCACAUAAAAUAGCAUUCUACGAGGCAGCCAAGAAGGCAGAUAUACCAGUGGAAACGUGCGCGGCAGAAGGAACGAACAUGCAAGUUUUAGAUGAAAAAUAAAUCUUGCCAAUGCACUAACAGAACAGACAGUUGGUGUUUCUAAUUAGGAAGAUGGGCGUAAGAAUGCUCAAGUCACUUCCUGCAAUAUUGGAUGGUUCUGGUAUUAACGGAAAACAACUUGGCAUUACUGAAAUUGCAUGAAGUUAAUAACAUUCAUUUAUCAUUGACAACUGCGUACUAAGACCAUUGUAUGAUCAAGUGCUAGUCUUCAGGAAACAUCUGCUUAUACCCCGUGAUGCGCCUAUUCACUGCACCUGCAGUUCUAUGCAGUUAUUACCCUUUAAUAUAAUUUGAUUUUUUGAUAAUUGUGUCGAGUUAAAACCGUUCACGGAUAUCCAAACAUGUAACACUGGUUUUUUAUAAGUUUGUUGUUGUUUAUCAAAUGUCUACCUUGUUAAGCAUAUUUCAACAGAAGAUAACUGGUAUUACCUUCCAUUUAAUUAUACACUGGCAUUAACCAUACUUUUACAACUGCAUGUUUGCUAUUGUUUAUGCACACCAUCACUAACUUCAUCUUGCUAUACUUUACUAGACCGUAAAGAAAUUUAGUACAGAGCAUUUAUUUAAUUUUCUCAGCAAUUUUCAGUGGCGGUGGAAGGAACAAGAGAGAUAGAAACAGAGGGAAAAGGACAUACUGGGGUUAAGAAUCUUGCAGUAUCAUGCACUUCAAAAUGUUCUAAAUGAACCCUUUUCCAUGGUCUGUGUGAUUACAAUCCCUUCCCGUCAGCAUAAUCAGUAUAGGGACAACAGAAAGGGGUAUUUCAACCCGAAUUUUUCUUGAUGUCAAAAUUCCUUUAAUUGUAUUCCAACAAUGUACUAGGCAGGCCUUACGCACUCAGACUAUGUAGGGAAUCAUUCAGCAAUUUAAUUCAGACAAUUAUUCUCAAAGAUACGCCCAAAAGAUUUUUGAUUGGAAAAUACAAAAUGGUUCAGAUGAAUAUAUAACAACUCGUGUAAUCAUAAUUUAUUAUGUUUUGACAGAGUCUCUUACUUAUGAUAUGAUACUUCUAACCAUGUAACCCUUAAGCUUCUAGCAAAAGAUCCAUAAACCAUACAUAAUACAUUCCUUCUAGAACAAUAGUUUGGUAUAUGACAUGGCAAGACAGUGAAUAUUUGUAACAAAUAUACCUUGUUAUAAAAAUUGUGUAAUCUCACAGUCUAAAACUAAAAUGCCACUGAAUGCUUUGUCAUGUUGACUAGUUGCUGGGGAUAGAUUUGGCUGUUUUGCUCUCUCAAAUACCUAUCAUCUGUAUAAAUUGUUAUCCAAGCUAUCACAGUACUGUUUACAUUUUGGACAAUAUUGUGAAGAUUUGUGCAGUUCAUGAGAAAUCCUUAAGAUGCUGAUGAUAAAAUGUAGCAAGUGCAAGUGGUAGGCUCAGUACUAUGACAAGCUGAAUUUUUUCCCAGUGGGCUUUUUCCUCUUUUUCGGAUUUUUAUUCACUUUACUUUUUUUAGAUCUCCCUUCUUUAUCUUGAUCCUAAAAAGCAAGAAAUUAAAUUAUGUGUUUAAUGUAUACAGCAAUAAUGGACAUGCAGAGAUAAAGAGACCCCAAAGAAUAGCACUUAUGUAUCACUUAUGUAUGUGUUCAGAAGUUAUAG